Messenger RNA from Spirodela intermedia, 2624 nucleotides. The record is from the annotation of a GenBank genome assembly. NCBI's taxonomy places the organism in Eukaryota, Viridiplantae, Streptophyta, Magnoliopsida, Alismatales, Araceae.
AUGCCAGAAGAGGAGCUGGUUGAACUCAAGUUCCGACUCUAUGAUGGGACGGACAUAGGUCCGAAUCAGUAUUCCGCAGCUUCAACAGUGGGGAUGCUCAAGGACAGGAUAGUGUCUGAAUGGCCUCGAGGUUAGAAUCGUGCGAUACGAUUUCCGUGGUUCAACCACCGAGCUGCUGUAUUGUGAUUUGACUUGCUUGUUGGUAGUUUUUGUGAUUAUUAUUUGGACACCCGAGCUCCGAACUACGUGCAUCCUCUCUAUUGUGGGCUGGAAAUCCUCCCUUACGCUCUACAUGGAUGUUGAAGGUCAACAUCUCGGCUGCAAGAGGACGGAUUGAAAAAUCCCUUGGCUGCACAGCCAGACUGCUCUAGGGCGAAACCUCAUUUCUCAACAUCUUGUUUUGGAGUAUGGAUGUUGCCAAUGAAAUAUAUUCAUACAUUUUCCUUUACGGGACAUCUAAUGUUUCUUUUUAUCUCUUUGGAGAUGGAUGGUCACCUAGUGGCUCCCACGAGCUGGUCCCCACGUUCUUUCUUGAAGGUCAUGGUAACUUAUUAGGAUCAUCUUUUGUUCAUAGGAACGAAGCAUUCCUAUUCGUUAUGUCUGAGACUCCUUAAGGCUUCAAGGGUAAUGGAUAAGUUGUUAAUGGAGUAAUCCUUGGAGAAUGGAAUUGGCUCCCCUGGUUGUAGCCUCGCCUAUGCUUUGUCUAUUCUUUUCUGUUUUCUCUGUCUAAUUGUUCUGAAUCAAAGUGUCUAUCUAAUGGAUUUGUUUAUACUGGAAAAUAAUUCUCUGCAUGUUUGAGGCUUCGAUUUAUGUUGAAUGCUGUUUCUGUGGAGUUGUCCUUUUGAUUGUGUGAUGCUUAUCGCCUGCAGAUAAAAAGAUAAUACCAAAGGCUGCUAGUGAUGUGAAAUUAAUUUGUGCGGGAAAGAUUUUGGAGAAUACCAAAACCAUUGCACAAUGCCGAGUACCUUUCGGUGAACUACCUGGGGGAGUGAUCACCAUGCACGUUGUUGUUCAACCGUUGGUAACGAAAUUAAAGACAGGUUUGUGGUGUUUGAACCUUUUUUUUCUACUCAUUCUGCUGCAUUUUUCUUCCCUCCUGCUGCGCUUCACAUUUUUCUUGAAUUGGAUAUAGCUAGGGAGGUGUUUAACAAGUGAGUAUAUUGUGUUGUGAGUUGAUCUUUCAUGUUUUGAAUGUUCCCAAAUCUAAUAAUAUGUUCGAAAUCGAAAACAGUGUUAGAUUAUACUCAAACAUUGAGAAGCUUGUAUUUUCAAUAGAAGCUGCUUAAAAAUAUGCUCCCGGUGUGCUUCUGCAUGCUGGCUGACUCAAUUUAAAUUUGGAUUUUGUGUUUGUUUCCAUCUUAAAAUGCUAGUUCUAGCGGUGCAUCCUUGAAAGGCCUUAGUUUCUUAUAGUUAUACGUAGUAUUGUGUCUAAUUUUCUAAAAGGGGAUAUCAACUUCUAGUGGAAACAUUAACCAGUUGUUUGAGGUGUGACGAGGCAGGCUUAAAUGUCUUGUCUUUUUGUUUCGGGAUCUAGUUUUUCUUCCAAACGUUAUAAAGGGGGUCUUUAGUCAUCACCUUACCUGUGGUGAGCAUGUUACUCUGUAUGUGAAUAACUAUUUAUUUCAGUAAUGAGUUUGGUCAACUGUCCAAAUUCAAAAUCACAUAAUGAAUCUAGAAUCAUGGAUCAAAAUCAUGGGAAUGUUUACAUGUUUGGUCCGUCAGACAGAAACAUGCUGGGUCCAUGGAUGUUCACUUGUUCUCUUUUUCCUCCAUUCUGCAUUAGAGACUAUACGUGGAACAAAUAGCUGUUCUAUAUUCUUUAAAGUACAUUAAUUUUAAGAUAGUUCUAUUAACGAUGCUAAGUCUGCGUUAAUAAGAAUCCGUGACCCCGUUACAUGGGAUUGUUGGGCCCUUUCUUGUUGACAAUAAGGGCAACUAUAUUCACAAUAAUCUUGUGAGUUGUGUCUAUUGGCAUCAUCCUUUGCCUCGUGAGGGGGAGAGGAAUUUAAUGAAUAAUACGUUUUCAAAAGAGUUACCUAUCAGCUGCUAGUCCUUGCAAUCUUCGACGAUCCCAUGUCCCAACCCGAAAAUAGAAAAAGGAAAAAAAGAGAAUGGAGAAAGGGCAAAGACAUUUCCUCUGUUAUUCAUCUUUCACGUUCCUAGAGAUUCUUCAAUCUUUUCACUUGCCCAACCGGACGACGGACAGCUCUUCAAUAAGUCUCUCAACUUUUGAUGAGUUAAUGCUGAAAGUGAUUGACAAAGGUAAAACAGAAUGCUCUUUUUUUUAUACUCUUGGAUUGAUCUAAUUCUGUCCAAUUGAAAAUGGGAAAACGAUUAUCGUCUCUACUCGUUGCCUAUUUUUUUUAGAAGCCCUGCUAAUCCUUGGACACCUCAAAGGAUAACAACUUGUGCUGUAGCGCCAUCAUGCUGUAUGAAAUAUUGCGGUGCUCCUGCUCUAGACAUUAGACAUAAUGCUGCAUGGUGUGCCACCCAUGUACACAUUGAUUUCCAGGUAAAGGGGGAUUCUUGCACAAAAUCUGACAGUGGGAUCCUUCUUUGUCCGUUCAGAGAAGAAGGUGGAGGAACUACCGAGGAGGACGCUCUGCUCGUGCUCUAUACUUUAG